CUUACACUAACCCUUACCCUUACACUAAUCCUUAACACUAACCCUUACCCCUAACCCUUACCCUAACCCUAACCCCUUACCUUUACCCCUAACCCUGACCCCUAACCCUGACCCCUAACCCUAACCCUUACCCCUUGCCCUUACCCUUACUCUAACCCUUACCCUUACCCUUACCCCUAAACCUAACCCUUAGGCACAAUUUCCAAUGAACUGAAGGUACCAUGAGCAUAUGUACCAACAUCUGUAUAUGAAUAUAAAAACCACACAGAGCAUCUUUCAGAAAUGCAGCAAAAAUCAAGUGAUGAACAAACGUUGGUCUGAAAAGUCGGACUUAACCUUAAGACAACAAACGAGGAACAGGUGAAGAGGGUGGCAUCAGGUAUGCAGGGAAACUUCCGUUUGAGCGGAUCACCUGACUGUUUGGAAUUAUUUCAACACUGGCCUAAUACGAGAUUUACCUGCUUGCCUGCCUCUCUUGAGUAAGGUUCCACUUUCCUCAUUGAUGCCCUUUAUACUGCAGUAGUUUUAACUACCGUCUUUUUAUUCCUUUUUAUACUGGAUUUUAUUCCUGAGUUCUCUGAAAUUUUGUCAGAUGUUUUAACAUUCAUAUUUGUUGUCCAUUCAAGCCAGUGGUUGAGGGAGUUUUUAACAGCUUCAUUUAAUUUGCCCCAGUCUGUCAUUGGUCCUACACACAAGCUUUGACGUACUGUAUACUAAACCUUAUUUUAUGUGGAAAUAUCUGAUACCUGUGCGUCUGAUCAUCAGCCGAUCUUGUUUGAGGUUUCACAUCCACCUUCUAAAGCCUGUCUGCCAAGGAACUACUCAUGCUGCAUUAGGCCAUGUACUGCCCGUCAGUUCUCAGAUGCAUUCAUGGCUGCUCCUCUGACGUACGUCAUCGAGAAUUCGCCUCAGUAUCUCAGCACAGAUGACUUGGCCACCUCGUUUAAUGCUACAGUCGUGCUUGAAAGUUUGUGAACCCUUUCAAAUUUUCUAGGUUUCUGCAUAAAUCUGGAAAAUGAUCCUCGUCAAACUUUUUGCACAGUAUCCAGGUUGCAUGUCACAUGACAUGACAUUAAUUAAUACCCUCACCAUGGCAACACCAUUCACAGUUUUGUAUCAUAGAUCGGACCAGUCACGUGAACAAAAACUGGUUUGAAUGUGAUGAAUCCCUUACGAGGAGUACUGUGGCACACGAAGUGCCUGAUUGGCUUGUAGCACUUAAUUAUUCAUCAGCUAGUGUUCACACUGAUUAAAGAGCACUCUGGUGUCCUAUAUUCAGCUUCUCAGACGAAAGUUUCUGUUUGGUGGAGUUAAUGGACGAGAUUGUGAAAUGUGUUUGUCUUUAGAAGAUCAACAUGUAUACCAAAUGUGGUGCAUGAAGGUUAAAAACGAAUGAAAAAUGUCACGGGGUGCUAUCAAGCUUUUGGGGCUCAAUAAUGUCUAUGCACCAUCAUUUAACCUUCAUUUAAAGCUGCAGUAGUGAACCUUUGCCUCUCUAUCGCCAUCUCUGUUUGAAACAUAAAGUUUCAAGUUACUUCUGUUUUUUAAAAUCUUUUUUGUUUCAGCACUGCUCCCCUGCACGUGCGAAUCUGAUGGUUUGAGGUAUUCAUGUGUCUUGUAUAUUAGCGCCAAUACUUCACAAUGGAGGUGGAGGUGUGUGUUGUUUGUGGGAAGCACAAUGGCAUAACGUAAAAGAAUGUCUAACUAUGGUUAAAAAGAGCCAGUUGAAGCUCAAAUCUUAUAGAUGUGAUGCAUUUUCACAAAUAUUUAGAUAUAAUGUCAACAUAAUGUCUCGUCUUCAUUUUCUGGUGGAAUUCUACAAAGGACAGGACAACAGUAUGAUAUUUUCGGACGACAGAUCUCAUUCUUAGCAGAAGUGAUAUUUCAUUGUUUUCAACACCACACCCAUGAAACUGCGGUCACUGAUGACAUCAUACCUCCACCAAAGAACCACCUUUCACACACCCGCUCAGAUAUACUGUCUAAAACCCACCCCCAGACGCUUAUUGUGUUGUGAUGACACAACCGGAUACUCCUUGAAACCAAAUACAAGCAGUGAAAAGCUAGAAGUCUGUGCUAAGAGCUUUACGAAUGCACGUCAGCAGCGAUCUCAGCUCUGUCGUGUCAUGGUCGUAAUAGGAAGAAGCUGACCCUACAGAUUAACAUGGAUACGGUUCCGAGUCUGAGAUUAACUUGUCACCUCAUCUAGCACGGAUUUCCCAUCUGAGCUGUCUUAGUGUUCCAGAAAUUCUACAUCCAUCCUAUUAAUGUACCUUGGUUUAAAUGAACGGAUAUGCAAUAUGAUAUGAUAUGAUAUGAAAGUGUAGGCCAUAAUUAAAGGUGUUUAAAAAAAGGAUCAUUAUUCACUUGUGUUUUUAAGGGGUCAGUUUCACUUUGAAGACAUAUUUGGGUUUGAGUUGUGAUAAGACGUGUUCGUACGGUGGUGUGGUUUUCACCCAUUCCCAAAACACCAGAAAUAAUGGAAAGUCACUCGUUCUGCUGGGUUUUGUCAAACAUGUCCGCCAUUACUCACCUCCUCGGGUUAUGUUUCAACUCGGUUCUAGAGUCUAAUUCCAGCGUUUAAAUCCUCUUAGGAACCUUAAGCUAUUUCAGUGAAUAAGCACAGUGUUGUCCAGUGAGCCUCAUUAUAAGAAAGCCCUCCUCGAGCAGCCUAAAACACUUCAACGCAGAGCCUGACCACGGAACAGUCCAGCGAAGAGACCUGUCUUCACACGCAACACAAAGACAACAACAUGUCCGACAGAGGAUUAGUUGAGGAGGAGGUGGCUGUGACUCAUACAGGACCAAAGGGAGUAAUUAAUGACUGGCGGAAGUUUAAGCUGGAGAGUAUGGAUCAGGAGUCCUUACCUCCCAACAAGCAGGAGCUGCUGAAACAGAUGUCAUCCCCGCACAAAUACUGUAACGCAAGUCAAAAGAUGAGCGUCCAGGAGUACGAGCUGCUUAAGGAUGAUGAUGAGCAGUGUCUACGCAAGUACCGCAAGCAGUGCAUGCAGGAGAUGCAUGAGCGUCUCAGCUUCGGGCCCAGGUUCAGUGGUGUGCAUGAACUGGACAACGGUGAGGCAUUUCUCGAAGUAAUUGAGAAGGAGCAUCAGCUCACUGUAGUGGUGGUGCACAUCUACAAAGCUGGUGUCAAGGGCUGUGAGGCGCUGGACAGGUGCCUAGACUGCUUAGCUGCUGAGUAUCCCAGCGUCAAGUUCUGCCGCCUCAACGCAGCCGUCUCCGGUGCGGGUGAACGCUUCUCUGACGACGUUCUACCAGCUGUACUGGUUUACAAGGCUGGAGAGAUGCUGGGAAAUUUCUUGGCGAUCACACAGCAUUUCAAUGAUGAGUUCUUUGCCACAGAUGUGGAGGCCUUCCUCACUGAAUAUGGACUGCUGCCAGAAAAAGAACUCAGGCCAGGUGGGGAUGAGGCAGAUGUGGAGUAAUGGAAGAUAGUUUCAUGUCAUUAUUCUGCAGGUUUACAUGUGACAAACAGUAGUACAAGCUAGAAAUGGCUGGGUUAAACAUAGUCCACAAUUGUUGGUUCAUAUUUACCAGAUUGCUGGGCCAGUUAUUAUUAUUAUUAUUGGAAUGAUGAAACUUUUCCCACACUGCUUUUCCUUAAAAAUGCAGGAAGGAGAGGCAUUAUAGUUAGCAUCCUCAGCCCAACUUCCCCUUUGGCAUCUAUAUGAUGACAGUUUCAAGUCUAUCAAUAUCAUCACUGUUAAUUGGCCUUUUAGUAACCACAUAAAUCUGAUGAUAUUAGCUACAUAUUUUAAAAAAAAGAAAGAAAGAAAGAAACAAAAAGAAAAGCCCCGUGUCAUAUUUAUAAAUCAGACCUAUUUUUAUUUAGAGUAUAUUAAUAUAUAAAUGUGUCAUCUUUAUUGUUUUGCUAUUUAUCUUACAACUGAGUUCUGAAACAUAGAAAUCUCUGAAUUUAAUAUAAAUGAAAUCAUAGGAAGAUGUUUAUAGAGCUGCUGGAAAGUUUGUGUUUAGAAAGUUUAGAAUUUCCUGUACGUCUACAUAAAUAUGAGCUAAAACAUCGACUGAUUUUCACACAAGUCUUAAAAGUAGACAAAGAGAACCCAAUUAAGCAAAAAAUACAACAAUAUUAUACCUGGUUAUUUAUUUAUUUAUUGAGGGAAAUGAUCCAGUAUUCCAGAUCUGAGUGGGGAAAUGUGAAGUAUGUGAACGUCUAGGAUUAUCGGUUUAAUCUGAAGGUGAAAUUAGAGUCAGGUGUGAGUGAGGGAGCGUCCUGUUUUAUUUAAAGAACAGGGAUUUAUCAGAGUCUGAUCUUCACAACACGCGUCUGUGGAAGUGCAUCAUGGUACGAACAAAGGAGAUUUCUGAGGACUUCAGAAAAAGAGUUGAAGCUCAUCAUGGUGGAAAAGGUCACAAAACCAUCUCUAAAGAGUUUGUACUCCACCAAUCCACACUCAGACAGAUCGUGUACAAAUGGAGGAAAUUUAACACCAUUGUUCCCCUCCCCAGGAGUGGAGACCACCAAAGAUCACUCUAAGAGCACGAUGUGUAAUAGUCUGUGAGGUCACAAAGGAACCCAGAGUAACUUCUAACCAACUAAAGUCCUCUCUCACAUCGGCUGAUGUUAAUGUUCAUGAGUCCACCAUCAGGAGAACACUGAACAACAACAGUGUGCAUGGCAUGGUUACAAGGAGAAAGUCACUGCUCUCCAAAAAAGAACAUUGCCACCCUUCUGCAGAUUGUUAAAGAUCACAUGGACGAGCCAGAAGUCUAAUGGAAAAUGUUUUGCGGAAGGAUGAGAACAAGAGAGAACUUUUUGGUUUAAAUGAGAAGCGUUAUGUUUGGAGAAAGGAAAACACUGCAUUCCAGCAUAAGAACCUUCUCCCAUCUGUGAAACAUGGUGGUGGUAGUGUCAGAGUUUGGACCUGUUUUGCUGCGUCUGGACCAGGACGACUCGCCAUCAUUGAUGGAACAAUGAGUUCUGAAUUAUACCAGCGAAUUCUAAAGGAAAAUAUCAGAACAUGAGUCCAUGAACUGAAUCUGAAGAGAAAGUGGGUCAUGCAGCGAGACAACGACCCUAAACACACGAGUCGUUCUCCCAAAGAACAGUUAAAGAAGAAUAAAGUUAAUGUUUUGGAACGUCCAAGUCAAAGUCCUGAACUUAAUCCAGUAGAAAUGUUGUGGAAGAACCUGAAGCGAGCAGUUCAUGUGAGGAAACACACCAACACCCCAGAGCUGAAGCUGUUCUGUUCUGAGGAACGGGAUAAAACUCCUCCGAGCCGAUGUGCAGGACUGAUCAACACUUACACCAAACGCUUAUCUGCAGUUAUUACUGCACAAGGAGUCACACCACAUACUGAAAGCACACUCACUCACAGAUAUGUCAUAUUAGAUCAUUUUCCUCCAUAAAUAAAUGACCAAGUAUAAUAUUUUGUUCUCAUUUGUACUGGGUUCUCUUUAUCUACUUUUAUGACUUCCACAUCACAUACGAGUUAACACGUGCAAACGUGACUAAUUUGAAAUCUUGUGUUUAAAAAAAGUGUACAAUAUUUUUUGUUCGUUUUUCUCUUCUUCACUAUUAAAGAUGAAAGGUU
This is a messenger RNA of Ictalurus punctatus (channel catfish), 5576 nucleotides long. It is a transcript of the gene pdcb, whose product is annotated as phosducin b. The transcript is spliced from 4 exons. NCBI's taxonomy places the organism in Eukaryota, Metazoa, Chordata, Actinopteri, Siluriformes, Ictaluridae. Bases 2754 to 3446 code for a protein of 230 amino acids. Gene Ontology annotation, biological process: regulation of G protein-coupled receptor signaling pathway. The record is from RefSeq and is a predicted model, not a curated record.